AUGGUUCUCGACCACUUGAUGAGUAAAGAUUUUGUCGACGACAGUGCAAGAGCCAUGUUGGAAAGCCGACUACUCAAUCUUACCAGCUACAUUCCUGUGAGGUCUGAGAGCCUCCGUCAGGGUCAAAUGUUUUAUCCUAACGAACGGUUAUCGAAGGUUCUCAUUGACAAUUAUACCUCGUUGGUCACAUUUGCAUCGUCUUACUUCAAUCUCUCGCUUGCAUCUCAUAUAACUCGGUACUUGGUAGACCUCAUCUAUGCCCUCGAGUACUGGGAAUUAUAUCAUUUGCUAUAUUUCAUUCCCAAUUUGGACUAUUUCUUCAAGCUUAUAGGCAUCGAUGUUAUCACCACUCCCUUUGGUCCAUUGGUACGGCCUCCAGAAACAUACUGCUCCGAUACCAUGUCACAGGGCUUUGAGUACCCGUUCCCUUAUCCUUUUUACAACUAUUCAUUCCAUUCCUUCGAUCCAUCUGCUUCGCAAAAAAAGCAGAGUGCAAUCCACAUCACACCGUAUGUUGAUAUAACCCUCACACACGACGAAGAAAGAAACUCCCAGGCGAGAGGCAGAGCAAAGUUGGAUAUGGCUCGAGGAGAGCAGAUCCGCAAGCAAAUUGAUCGUGGUAGUAAGGAAAAACACAAUACGGCUGAGUCAACCGAGUCCAGCGAAGAUAACCAAGAAGAUGAUGAUGAUGACGACGACGAUGACGACGAUGACGAAGAUGAAGAUGAAGAUGAUGACGAUGAUUCUAUGGACGCUGGUGAUGAUUACAGAGGCCCUUACAACGGAGAACAUGGGUUUAGUGACCAUGUAAACUACGAUCAGGCGCUGAACCGAAUCAUGGUGAAAAACGAAGCGGGACAACAGAGCUUUGCCAUCAUACCUAUCGAUGGGCGGAAUUUUGGCGGUGACAAGAAGACAAAGAACAAGUCAGGAGUGAUUCAUCAAUGCCACUUGAUUGACCCACAAAGCAACCAGACAUGCCUCAAAAUAUUCUACGGUAAAAACGAACUUUUGCGCCAUCAAGAAUUUGUGCAUGCCACCAAAAAGAAGAUAUACAAAUGUAUCUACUGCAGUCAGAACAACAACAAGGUGCAAAGCUAUCCUCGGCAUGAUUCGUUGGCGAGACAUAUACGACGGAAGCAUGGCAUUACAGGCCGUGAUAAUAAGAUGGCUGUCAACUAUGCUAAAGCCAACGUCGAGAUUAUCGAUGAGUCCUUGCCAAGGGUAGAUAUGACCGAACCCGUACCCACAGAAGAAACAUCUCCGUCGAAAGAGGUGGUGGUAGCGUUCACAGAGCAGCCGUCCUGGAAAUUUGUGCCCGACGUCCCAGCUCCGGAUACCACAGCCACCAGUCCAUUCUCGAAAUUUCUGGCGCGAGGAAAGUAA
Meyerozyma guilliermondii ATCC 6260 is the source of this 1386-nucleotide messenger RNA. RefSeq lists its product as uncharacterized. The transcript has a single exon. The record is from RefSeq and is a predicted model, not a curated record. Bases 1 to 1386 code for a protein of 461 amino acids. NCBI's taxonomy places the organism in Eukaryota, Fungi, Ascomycota, Pichiomycetes, Serinales, Debaryomycetaceae.